Molecule: messenger RNA, 2305 nt
Organism: Micropterus dolomieu (smallmouth bass)
Lineage: Eukaryota; Metazoa; Chordata; Actinopteri; Centrarchiformes; Centrarchidae
Gene: eif3jb
Product: eukaryotic translation initiation factor 3, subunit Jb
Exons: 7
Coding region: 501-1220 (239 amino acids)
Cellular component (GO): cytoplasm; eukaryotic translation initiation factor 3 complex
Molecular function (GO): translation initiation factor activity
Source: RefSeq, a predicted model, not a curated record
UCAAUCGACGGUUGUGGCUUCAACUUAGUUUUCGGACACUAAUGUUUGUUUUUAUAUGAAACCUGACAACUGGAGAUGCCAUUCUUGCAUAGCGGGGCUAAAUUUGGAUAACGUAGCGUUAUCUCGCUUGAAGCUAACAUCUUACCGGCUAACUCGCUAACUUUAGCUCCCUUAUCAGCUUGCGACUGAAAAUGAGCUUACAUGUUGGGUAACGUCGACGAUACCGCCGUUUACGUUAACCGAAUUGAUUUGGAGUUCAUGUCCAAAGUUAUGUGCAUUAACGUUAAAUGAUUAACGUUACAGGAGAUUAGCAUUUGUGUCGUGUCCUGAAUUCUGUCUGCCGAAGUUACGUUUAACACGAGACAACGUUAGCUUGCUAACCAACUUUAGCCACAAUCAGAUGAAAUCAUCAUCUGGGUUGAUGACUCAACCAAGACCUAGGCCUAGAACUUUCUGACUUUACAACAGGCUUGUAGUUGGAACCUGGUGCUCCUUUAAUAAUGCAUUACAGGUUGUUUUUUUGCCUGAAUGUUGACGUGGUGGCUGUCCAGAAAAACCAGAUAUUGUACCCCGGGAAAAUGCUGGACAAUUGGGAUGAUGAGGAUGAAGAUGAGGAGAAAAAAACAGAGAUGACAAAAACAGAGACAAAGGUCUCUGAAAAGAAAAAGCUGAGUGAGAAGAUAAAAGAGAAAGAAAACCGGUUAAAGAAAAAACUGCAGGAGCAGAGGGUGAAACAGUUGGCGGAUCAAAAAGAGGAGCUCACUCCUGAAGAACAACUUGCAGAGAAGCUAAGAGUGAAGAAGUUACAGGAAGCUGCAGACUUGGAGCUUGCAAAAGAUGCGUUUGGUGUUAGCAGCACUUCAAACAGUGUCACUGGGAUUGACGCCAUGUGUCCAUCUUCCAAAGAAGACUUUACAGAGUUUGAAAAAUUGCUGAAAGAAAAAAUAUCCCAGUUUGAAAAAUCUGUGCAUUAUUCAAGUUUUUUGGAUUCAUUGUUUCGGGAACUCUGUAUUUCAUUGGAAGUAGAUGACUUGAAGAAAGUCAGCAAUUCCCUGUCAGUCCUACUUAGUGAAAAACAGAAACAAGAAAAACAAAACAAAGGAAAGAAGAAGAAGAAAGGAGUUGUACCUGGAGGCGGUUUGAAAGCACAGCUGAGAGAUGACCUUGACUAUGCAGAGUUUGAUGGUGGCUACGCCCAAGACUAUGAGGACUUCAUGUGACACUGGCUACAUCACCACUGCCCUUUUCCCCUCUCAACCCUCAGAAAUGCAGCUGUACCUUCUCAUGCUGUCCAGUGCCAUCCUGGAAAAUCUGAACUAUGUGUUGCCCCCUUCAUUUUGCUUCAAUGACCAGAGGGACUAUACCAGGGAGCAUCCAGCUUCACCAGCUCUUUAUGUUCAUACAUAUGGAAUUGCCUUUUCUGUCUCAUUCAGCCUCGAUUCUCUCACAUACACACAAAUAAUCAUGUAGUAUCUGUGACCCAGCUUCAAUGGAGAACACAUUGUAACUGCUGUUGUCUGAGCUUUGCAGGGCACAUUUUUUAUUAAGUGUUGCUCCUUUUUAAAAAUGGCAGAUACAGUAUUGCAGUUAUAAGUGCAGUGACAUAGAAACACAAGGUUCUAUGCAAAUUCUUUAACCAGAAUGUCAUGUAUAUAUUAUAGGUCUCACUUACCUGUGGAUGGUUCUCUUACAGGAAAGUAUAUAGUAUCUAUAACUUUGGUUGCCAAAUUCAGAACAAUUAUUCAAUACAUUAUUCAUCUUUAUCUCUGGAAGGGUUGCAUUGUGGGUGAUUUGAGACUGACGCAACAUGUAAGUAGUAAUUUUACAGAAAGCACAUGACAUUCACUGUACGGUAAAAGGGAUAGACAAGUAUAAUAAAUGUGACUUUAAAACCUCACAGCCAUUCUCUUGAUACAUCUCUGGAAUAUCCUUGAAAAUAUGGAGCAAAGAGUGCGUGUAGGUAUUUUUUGUGCAUGACAUAAUUGUAAUUUACUAAUUUGAUUUCUACUAACGCAGAAAAAGUAUAGAUCAGGCAAGUGGAUUAACUUUGCUACGACUGGUCUCCUAAAUCAUUGCUUCUGCAGGCUUGUAUCAAGUGUGAUGAGGAGCGGGGGCUUAUGGGCUUCACCCCACCAUGUCUUCAUAUGGGCUACAGUUAGUUGAAAGGGGCGUAUUUCUCCUUUUUUCUUUUCUAGCAGUUGACCAGUUUCAAUGUUACAUGGACAAUUGGAUACAUAGAAUGUUGAGAUACAGCAUCUGCAGUGUUUUUUAAGCAUCUAAUUUAAUAAAUCGCUGGUCAAAAGGA